Thalassophryne amazonica is the source of this 2478-nucleotide messenger RNA. It is a transcript of the gene rbbp8nl, whose product is annotated as retinoblastoma binding protein 8-like. NCBI's taxonomy places the organism in Eukaryota, Metazoa, Chordata, Actinopteri, Batrachoidiformes, Batrachoididae. Bases 174 to 2021 code for a protein of 615 amino acids. The record is from RefSeq and is a predicted model, not a curated record. Gene Ontology annotation, biological process: double-strand break repair via homologous recombination; DNA double-strand break processing involved in repair via single-strand annealing. Gene Ontology annotation, molecular function: double-stranded DNA binding; double-strand/single-strand DNA junction binding; damaged DNA binding. The transcript has 15 exons. Gene Ontology annotation, cellular component: site of double-strand break.
UUCACUCUGUCAAUAUCAUUCAGUCCAUCUGUGAAGUCUGAGGGGGAGAAAAAUCCUGUGUCUGGUGAGAUAGAUCAAAAAGGCAGUGACUGGAUAAGUCUUCUCUGCUGAGGUUUGGCAGAAUUGUUGGAUUCAAGUCACAAUCUUUAAGGUGAAAAGGUAAUCACGCAGGAAUGGAGGGUUUCACCGAGCUGCUCCAUAAAUUGCGGGAGGCGCAUGAACGAGAGGUGGAGGGGUGGCAGGUGAGGGUCCAAGAGCUGUCCAAUAAGAAGGGCUGUGAUACAAAGCGAAUGGAGGAGCUGUUCUCUAAAAACCAGCAGAUGAAAGAACAGCAGAGACUGCUCACCGAGAACAUCAAGACACUUGAAAACAGGCUAAGGGCGGGUCUGUGCGACCGAUGUACAGUUACUCAGGAGGUAGCCAAGAGAAGACAGCAGGAGUUUGAAGCAUCACAGAUACAAAAUUUCCAGCACAUCACGAUGCUGGUGGGAGAAUCGAACAACUUGAAAAGGGAGAACAAGAAACUGAGAGAUGAGCUCAGGACUGUGAGAGCAGCAUUCGAUCGAGGCCGCAGUGAGCAUCCUUCAAACAGUGCCACCACCACAGAGGUCAAACCUAACGGCUCUCCUGACCUUUCACCUUCACCUGUAGCCCUUGUCACCACAGCAACCAGCAGAGCCACCAAUCAGCCAGCAGAUGGCGAUAUGUUAAUAAAAAAUGAGUCAAAUCAAAGAGCUGAAGAUGGACUGUCUGAACACAGACAAGUGAGAGGAUGGAGCCGAGGUCACUUUGACUCAUACAAGCCUCUUGCUGUGACAACUCCCAUGUCCGGACCUUGGAGGACAGAACACAUUGUAACUCGUGGUGGAGAGAGAAGAACUCAAAAUGUAGAGGCAUCAGACCAGCGACCCCCCCACCCUUCUCAGUCAUUACUUUUAAAGAACAGUUCUUCCUCAUCUACCACUGGAGAAUUGAACCACAGCAGACAUGUGCUUCAUGCCCCUGUCCCCUGCCGUCCUCAUCCUAUCAAGAGUGGCCCUGUUGCUGUCCCCUGGCAUUUAUCUGAACCCUCUGAUUGGGUUACUUUGACUGUUGUCCCGACUGGCAGUACCACGGGCAGUAUGGUGAUGCCGUCUUCACCCAAAACAAAUGUCCCCCGUUUCCCCAACUUGAUUCCACCUAGCCAACAUGCCAACCCUUCCAACAACAGAAGGCAUGUUUUGGGAACUUCCUGGCCCAAACAGGUGAACUCUCAGCCCCCUGUCAAAGAGCCAGCACUGGUGUUCAGGUUGAAGAGUCUGCUUGAGGAUGGAGAGUGUCAAAACAAAAUCCAGGAGAAAAAGGAAAUGUCAUCCUCUAAGCCUGAGAGGGCCUCUUGGGAAGGGCUCAAAGAAGGGUGUGAGGGGCCUCUGGACCUUUCAGAUCGAGGGAGGACCAAAACCAUCCAUCCGCAAAGGAAUGAUGUGACUCUAGCCUUACAGACAGGACAAAAAGUGGAAGAAGUCCCUGAGAGGGAUAUAAAGACAAACCCUUCAGCAUUUGUACCAGUGACAUCGUCACCUAUUAUCAUUGCCUCGUCUUCCUCUACACCCCAAAACACCCCAUCAGAAGAAGAGGGUUCUAGUGAGCACAAUCACAAGUUAACCAGUGACAAGGAGCAGAAAGAGGAAGUGAAUGGCAAGAUGGACCAAAACAAUGAGAAGAAGGUGCCUGUCCUAACUAUAUCUUUACGACCAGUAGUAGUCCUGGAGAGUCUGAACUCUGCACUGCAAAAGCAGGAAUCCUUAUCAUCAAAUGACAAGUCAUCUUCACCUCCAGCUGAGCCAGGAAGCACCUCAGAGGAUCAGGAUGGGGAUGACAGCGACUCAGGGCAAGAGAGCAAACAGAGCUGCAAGAGGAAGAGGGUGUCUGUGGAGAUCGAUACCGACAGAGACUCCGAAACAGACAGCUUCCGUCGUGACAGAAAGUUCAAGAUCACAGUGCGGCCUGAAGAAAAGACAGGACAACACAAAAAGUCCUAAAUAAAUGUUAUUUUUCAGAGGUUUUGGUAAGCACUAUGCUGAAUAUUAUGGUAGGUUUUUACUUGUACUUUAUAGUUCUUGAUUUUUUUUAUCCUACCAAAUGUUUAUAUUGCAAUAAUAUAGUCAAAGGUCACAAUGUGAGACUCCAGCCCAUAUGUGAGCUGUUUGUCUGAACAUCCUUCUCUAUUACACUCCACCGUGAACAUGUGACUGGUGAUGCAAUCCACGAAAGUUGCACUGUAUACAGUUUGUCUCAGCACAGGCACAGAAGCCUAUAUCUCCUUCAGAACUAGAGUGCAUAAAUGGGUUACCACCAACCUGUCAGAGCACAGAUCGGACAACAGCCGUCUGGGGCUCCCGAUGGUUACACUAGCAAUAUGAGAUUUUGUUUAGGUUUUUUGUUCUGUUUGUUUGCAUGAGUGUUUAUUUUGUUGAAUAGUUCUUUCAAUAAAGUUUU